AGAAACGCUGCUGUAGCUUCCGUGUGAACUGCACUGGGCUGUGAGUGGAAGCAUGAAACACUCUGAAUGUAAUCAUUUUCACGAAUCUAAGAGACCUGCGUGGAUUAUAAAAUGCAUAUACAUGGUUGGUUUCAUGGACCUCUUUGGGGUCAGUAUGAUCAUCCCUCUACUGAGUCAUCACGUGAAGGCAUUAGGAGCAAGCCCAAUAGUCUCUGGAGUAGUGGGAUCCACAUAUGGUGUUUUACAGCUUUUCUCCAGCACUUUAGUAGGUAGCUGGAGUGAUGUAGUGGGGAGGCGCUCUUCUUUACUUACAUGCCUUCUGCUCAGUGCAUUCGGAUACGGCCUUCUGGGGAUGUCCACCUCUAUUGCCCUGUUUGUGCUGGCCCGAAUUCCUGUGGGGCUUUUUAAACACUCCUUGUCCAUUUGCCGAGCUCUCCUGUCAGAUAUCGUGUCAGAGACAGAGCGCCCUCUGGUGAUGGGUCAUUUCAAUGCAGCUUCCAGUGUGGGAUUCAUCCUGGGCCCAGUGGUAGGAGGCUACCUUACUGAACACGAGGGAGGAUUUUAUAUGUCCUCCUUUGUCUGUGCUGUUAUCUUCCUCCUUAAUGCAGGUUUGGUCUGGAUGUUACCAUGGACUGAGAUUCAAAACCAACAUUUAACUACUAACAGUAAUGGUAAAAACAGACAGACGUGUGACCGGCUGGGAAACUGCGAUGCAAACCAUCAUGGUUGUACUGUGUCCUCUAAAACCCAUCGUUCUGCUGGAUCUCUGUGCAAGGACUGGGGUAAUAUGGCUCUACUCCAGCUGACCUCAGUAGGAGCACACAUCCGCAUUGUGGCCUCUUCUGAUCUGUGGGAUGUGUUCCUGGUGCGCCUACUAAUGGCGCUGGCAAUCAUGCUUUAUCACAGUAACUUCUCUCUGGCCAUGGAAGAGCGCUUUGAUUUGAAACCCAAAGUGACAGGGUACAUGAUCAGCUACAGUAGCAUGCUGGGUGCACUGGCUGGGUGCCUGGUGGGCCCCAUGACUCGUCUGUACAGAGGCAAUAUGUCUGCUCUGCUGCUGCACUCCACAGCCUUCACAUGCACAUUGAUCUUCGUGUAUGCCUCAGCAGGCAGCGUCUGGAACGUGCUGCUCUCCUCCACGUUCUUUGCCAUCUCUACCAGCGUGGGCCGCACCUGCAUUACAGACCUGGAGCUGCAGCAUGGAGGCAGUGUGAAGGCCAGUGGAACCUUAAUCGGUGCUGGCCAGUCAGUGACGGCAGUGGGGCGCAUAUUGGCCCCGCUGCUCUCCGGUCUGACUCAGGAAAUAAGCCCAUGUGGUCCACCAAGUCUCGGGGUGCUGCUGGCUCUCACAGCUCUGGUGCUACUGCUUGUCAGGACCCCAAAGUGGGCUAAGAUGAAGUGGAAGAAAGCCAAAGAGUGAUUGGAUAGAGUUUCAAAGAUACAAAGAUUUAAGAGAAUAAGGUACACUGGCAGAUUUUGCUGGCAGCUGUUGAAGUUGGCAUUUAUCUGACUAUGGAAUCAAUAGGUUUCUGGAAGUUGUGAUCUAAGUCAAACUGGUUUGCUCUUAGAGUAGUUGCAGCAGAUAUGACUGGCAGUAGCCACUUGUGCCACCAAACACAAACUAGGAGGACCUGCCAAAGCUAAUGGAGACACUGAGACUGAUUCAUGUCUGAUACAAGUAUUUACAGAAUUUGUUUUUAGGGUUUAUUUUGAGGGCUGGUCAUGUAGAAGACAAAAGUUGAUUUUACUAGCAGAAAAUUGUUGUGUUAUUAUAUGUAUUAUCCAGAAAUAAUAGGUGCAUCAGCUAGUGUUGCUGCCUCCUAGCACCCCCAGGGUCCCUGGUUUGUUCUUGAGCUCAGGUUAUAGUCUUUGUGAAAUUCCACACUGUCUCCGAAUGUCGUGUUGAUUCCCUCUUGGAUCCUUCUACCUCUAAAGACAUGCUUGUGCAUUGUACCAGAUGAUGAACUGGCAUCCCAUCCAGGGUGUAUUUCUGCCUUUUCCCAGUGUUCCUGGAAAAGGCUUUAGAUCCAGCAUGAAUCUGACAAGGAUUAUUCAGUUACUGAAGAUUAAUCGAUGAAUGAACAUUGCCAGAGUACAACAGAGUAUUACACUGUUUAAUGUAGUAUCUAAUCAUAAGUUAAGCUGAAUAAUUUAGGAACAUGCACCCUUUUUGCGGUUUUGCUAGCUCAGAAAUUUUUGCAGAACUAUACUGCAGAUACCAUAUAAAUAACUUACCCUGUGUAUGUUUAGUUAUUAAACACCAGGUAAAAGGAAAAGAAACACUAAUGAGUUACAGAAAGAUGAUGAAUGAUAAUGAAUCUCUGAUGCAGCGGUUGGUGCACUGAUUUAGUUAGUCGUCUAAUUUUUAUUAGGAUGUUCCACAUCUUACUAUACAGGAAAAUGUUAAAAAAAAAAAACUUCUCACAUUUAAAAACACACUAAAAUCAUCUGUUAAUAUGGACAAUCAAUCAAAAUGUAUUAUAUUGUUUAGAUUGGUAUCGAAUAAUUACAGUUCAAGUUAUUACAGUUACAGUGGCUUUAUUCAUUAAAGUGCAUGGUCAAAUUUGAUUGUAAAUCAUGGAUUAAACCGUCAUGUCAAAGUACAUGUAAAAUUUGAGCAUUUUAGCAACCUUAUCAUUAUUUCUACUAAGUAGCCUGCUGAGUGCACUAGUACUGGUAAGUAGUAAGAAAAUAGCAAUAUUGUUAAUAAUUAAAUGUUUUCUACCUGAUUUUGACCGCUUUAUUUAAAAAAAAAAAAGUGCAAUGUUUUUACAAUACAGUGGUUUCAAAACUUCGAACAUCCUAAAAAAGAAUAUUGCUGCCGACCCUGAAGUGAAUAACAACACUGAAUCACGUCCUGUAAUGUUUAACAAGGCUCAAAUCACAUGUAAAGGGAUUUGGAUCCACUCCUUCAUGCAGAACAUUUUAAGCUAUUUUAUAAUGUUAGGAUUGUGCAUUUGAACUUCAGUCUUCAAUUCAGACCUCAGAUUUUUUGAUAGGGUUCAAAUUUGGGGAUUGAAAUGGUUAUUCCAAAACACAGAUUUUGUGCUUUGUUAACUAUUUCCUCCAGUGUGGCUUUCACUUUGGCUGGCCUUGUCGAUCCUGUGGCUUCAACUGAGGUCUCCGUAGCAGAGGGUUUCUUGCCUCACCGCUGCCUUGCUCAGGAGGCUCUGGGCUCCAUAUCGCCGGGGGAGAUACCAUCUGCUGCCCUUCUCCCUCAGGCUCAGAGUCUCUGGUCCAGUUUUGCGAAUGCCGCUGUGGAGCUGAGAGCCUGAAAGAAGCGGAGCCGGAGCUCAGGAUUGAUAAGCCAUACCCCUCCUGCUCUUCAUUUACCUCAUCUACUGUAGCCUCCUUAAAGGGCUCCAGCCUCCUCAGAGAUGUCGCUGGCAUGGAGGGGGUACGGAAAGGCUGUCUAGAUCUGGGCCUGGCUGGAGGGUAGCUAGGUUUUAUCACAAUGUCAGCAUCACCUGAAAAAUACAGACAUACUCUAGCUAUUGUUGACUACACAACAAAGCCUUGACAAGAAUGAUUAAGAUACUAUUAAUGUUACAAUAAAACUAACUUUGACACAAGAGUUCAAAACUGGAUACAGUAAAAAUACAUAUACAUAUGUAUGUAUGUAUGUAUACGUGUAUAUGUGUAUAUAUACAGAGAGAGGCAGACAGAGAGACUGAGAGAUAAGUCAGAGAGAGAGAGAGAGAGAUUGUACAGUUCUCACCAUUUCUGUUUAGCCUUUCUGUAGCAAAUUGAGAGUUAAGACUCUGACCAACAGGAAGAGAAAAAUAUUUUGGAGCCUCCUAGAAGAGCAGAGAGGGAGAAAAUGUGGGUACUUCAGAAGGAAAUGACUAAUAAGCGGAAUGCCACCGUACAGGAGCAGUAAAAAUAUGUUGUGGAACUGAAUUAAAUCAAUAUUUGUUACCACGCUUUGGCGUCUUCUAUGUCUAAGACUGCGUCGGAUGCUGGCGUGUCGCCUCAUUAGUAUCUCUCUGUCUCUACUUUCAUUAGGGAGGGCAUGUUUAUUGGUGUAGGACACCGUCUGAAAGAGUAAAACAAUCGCAAGAUGACAAAAGUCACAGCAAUACCUGAAACUUAAAAGAAUGUCAAUCCUUUCACCGCUCCACAGUAAUUAUAUGGAUGUUACAAUAGCGAAUUUGGAUGAUUUUAUUAAAAGAUAAUACUCUA
Messenger RNA from Tachysurus vachellii, 4182 nucleotides. RefSeq names its product major facilitator superfamily domain containing 9 (gene slc67a2). The record is from RefSeq and is a predicted model, not a curated record. Lineage: Eukaryota; Metazoa; Chordata; Actinopteri; Siluriformes; Bagridae. Gene Ontology annotation, biological process: transmembrane transport. The transcript has 6 exons. Gene Ontology annotation, molecular function: transmembrane transporter activity. Bases 53 to 1420 code for a protein of 455 amino acids.